AUGGAGAAUGAGGAUGUUGCCUCAAUUCCUUCAACACCAGCUACACCUGGCACUCCUGGUGCUCCACUCUUUGGUGGGUUCAAAGGAGAGAGAGGUGGCCUUGGAAUUGGAAGGAAAUCACUUCUUAGAAGUCCAUGCAAGUGCUUUAGUGUUGAAGAAUGGACCCUGGAAGAAGGGAGACUCCCUUCAGUCUCUUGCUCAAUCUCAUUACCUGCUCCCCUUCCUGUCUCUCUUGCAAGAAAGGUAGGAGCAGAAUUCAUAGGCACAUUUAUACUCAUGUUUGCUGGGACUGCCACAGCCAUUGUGAACCAAAAAACACAAGGGGUGGAAACCCUACUCGGCUGCGCCGGCUCCACCGGUCUCGCCGUCAUGGUCAUCAUAUUAUCCAUCGGCCACAUUUCCGGAGCCCAUCUCAACCCCGGUGUCACCGUGGCCUUCGCUGCCUUAAAACACUUCCCAUGGAAAAACGUACCGGUGUAUAUCGGAGCACAAGUAGCGGCAUCAGUAUGUGCAUCAUUUGCACUGAAAGGGAUAUUUCAUCCCUUCAUGGGAGGGGGAGUGACAGUGCCUGCAGAAGGAUUUGCUUACGGGAAAGCUUUUGCUUUGGAGUUUAUUAUCAGCUUCAAUCUCAUGUUUGUCGUCACCGCUGUGGCCACCGACACUCGAGCUGUUGGGGAGCUGGCAGGAAUCGCUGUGGGAGCUACUGUGACUGUUAACAUACUCAUAGCCGGACCUUCGACUGGCGGUUCAAUGAAUCCGGUAAGAACACUGGGUCCAGCCAUUGCGGCAAACAAUUACAAGGCCAUAUGGGUCUACUUAAUAGCUCCCAUCCUUGGAGCGCUGUGUGGUGCAGGAAGCUAUUCUGCAGUGAAACUGCCAGAGAAAGACGAUGAAACUCAUGAAAGGCCUACAACAACGAGCUUCAGAAGGUGACCAAAGAAGAGCAUCCCAAGUCGUACAAAAAUAAUCAAAGAACUCAGUCUGAACAAAUUGCAAAUGAUCAAGUAGUUGACAAUAUGGAGACAGCUGCUCAGUGAUUCCGGUGGUACAUAGAAAAAGAGGGAAAAAAACAAAAAAAAAAAAAAAAAAAAAGAAUAAGUUUGAAGCCUGUAUCAAUCAUAUGUAUUAUA
Pistacia vera is the source of this 1130-nucleotide messenger RNA. Its product is annotated as aquaporin NIP6-1-like. Lineage: Eukaryota; Viridiplantae; Streptophyta; Magnoliopsida; Sapindales; Anacardiaceae. Gene Ontology annotation, cellular component: membrane. The transcript has 5 exons. Gene Ontology annotation, biological process: transmembrane transport. Gene Ontology annotation, molecular function: channel activity. Bases 1 to 933 code for a protein of 310 amino acids. The record is from RefSeq and is a predicted model, not a curated record.